CUACCUCUCAGCAGCUUGAGCAGCACACAGGAUUAUUCGGCCAGAAUCAUAUCAAAUCGCACGAAUACAUAAAGAGUGAUCGUGUCUGAAUGCCCUCACCCACGCCUCUCAGACCUUGGUUCAGUAACCCACCUCCGACCCAUGAGCCCGCAACAGCUUCAAGUGGAGACAUAGAGCGUUCAACUCCGGUGGUGCUGGAUACUGUUGCUGUAAGGGCCCGCACAUGCAGAAAUCGGGGCAUGCUCCUUGCCGCAGACCAGCCUGAAGAAUAUUCCACUAGGCAGGGCGAUUGGUGAAGGGGCAGGACUAGAGGUUCAUCACUCAGUGGCUGGUGGGAUUGGCCUCUGGGGUACUUCUGAGUCGCACGUUUCCACGCCAAGUGUCAACGCCUUCAGUCCGGGGUAUAUUCCGUGCACGGUCCAUCUUUUGGUUGUCAAAUCAUUGGCGACUACCAUCAGCUACAACGCGUAUACAAUUUGCCAACCUUGCGCUUCGCAUCUUGUACAUCAUGUUAGACGGAUCGCUGCAGGUUCAUAGGCGACAGGGAGCGCAAGGUCAGGGGCGUACACAUCGACGUGAAAAUAUUUCGAAUAUUGAUGUGCCUAAUGGAUUAGACCGCUAUCAAGGGCGCACCACAGGGAUGCGACCCCUUUCUCUAGAUGCAAGCUCAAAUAUGCAAAGGACUGCAGAGGGGAUCUCCGUCGAUUGUCAAGUAUGGCGACACGAGUCAUCAGCGGUUCCACUGGAAGGAUACACGUCACCUCAGGAUAAAUCAACCGCAGGCGGCGAGACGGUCCCAAAGGAGGCAGGUGGCCUGGAAACGAGCAGGCAGAUUGACAUAGAACGAACGGAAGCAUCCGGUCACACGAGGUCCUCUACAAACCUACCCGGCGCCCAACAUUCACCGAGAGUCGGGGAUAUCGGACGGCGCCGUUCCCAAAGCACAGGCUUUGGAUCGCGCGGAUCUAGAAUCGCUGCUCUAUCCGUCCAGCUGCGUACACGCUUAUCCUAUGCCGCUGCUAGGAUCGAGAAGGCGCGGCAAUCGCAGUCGCAAUACCAGUCGCCAACGGGCUUGCUGCAGAAAAAUAGCUCGACUCCAAUCCUCAGCGUGGAGACUUUGUCUCGAACUGGGCAACCGUCACUGGGGGAACCUGGAGAUCAGUUCGAAGCUGGGUCGCCAGAUGGGACUACUGUUUCCGCCCCAGAUGCUCCAGCAGCAUCUAGUCGCCAUCCCUUUGAAGGUCCCAUACGCCAGACUCUCAACGCAACGAUUGAUGUAAAUUCACAGACGCAGCCAGAUCUGAACAAACAUGCAGAGUAUCAUCCAGAGCUGCGGCCUCCACGGCUGGCCCCACCAGCGGACAUUGACCCAGGUCGUGUGAACCGCCAACGACGUCGCCCAAACCCGAACAAUCCUAGCAACCCUUCACGUUAUGCACCUUUCCCUCUCCAUAGACGUGGCCGCUCGCAACAGGAGCUUGUGGCUGACACGGAGGUCACCCGAGUGCCCGAAACACCGCCGCUUUGUCCGUCUAACGAUAACGGUAUCCCUUUUCACGGAUGGUCUGAUAAUUCGCAGAGCUCCUCAAUGGAGCAAGAUGCUAUCGAGACCUUGCUUUUCAUGUCUAGCCCAGGAACAUCCGGGUACCAUUCAAACUCCCAGAAUUCUCAGCGCAAUCAAGAUGUCAGGAAUAUAGAUGAUAGCGCUUCGCAGAGCGUGAAGUGGCACGGCUCACUUAAUGGCACCCAAUCCGACAGACAGUCUGGCCUUACUGGGACCGUCGAGACUCGAACUGGGGAUGAAAUUGAUCUCAUGCUAGAUCAGAUGAACAGCGACAGUGAUGAUGACGCUGAUUAUACCUUCAGACGCUCUAUCAGGGUCGAAGCAGGCUCGAGAGCCAAUGAUGCAGUUGGGAGCAAUGUCCAGCAUGGGACAUAG
This is a messenger RNA of Aspergillus nidulans FGSC A4, 1939 nucleotides long. RefSeq lists its product as uncharacterized. Bases 509 to 1939 code for a protein of 476 amino acids. The record is from RefSeq and is a predicted model, not a curated record. The transcript has 2 exons. Lineage: Eukaryota; Fungi; Ascomycota; Eurotiomycetes; Eurotiales; Aspergillaceae.